Glycine soja is the source of this 1011-nucleotide messenger RNA. RefSeq lists its product as uncharacterized. Lineage: Eukaryota; Viridiplantae; Streptophyta; Magnoliopsida; Fabales; Fabaceae. The transcript has 2 exons. The coding region runs from base 99 to 743 and encodes 214 amino acids. The record is from RefSeq and is a predicted model, not a curated record.
AUCAGCAAAACACGAAAUGUCAACGGUCUCUGUCCCACAUAAAUAAAACCCACACCCACAAUCCCCCUUUCCAAAUUCACACAAACUCAAGAAAAGAAAUGAAACUAGCCUGGUCACCAGAAAGAGCAUCCAAAGCAUACAUCCACACAGUCCAAUCUUGUCAGGUUUUCCGCGAAUCAGGAGCGGCGGAGUUUAUUUCGGCCAUGGCGGCGGGGUGGAACUCGCAGCUCAUCGUGGAGACGUGGUCGCAGGGAGGAGUUAUUGCCACCAGCGUGGGAUUAGCCGUGGCGAGGUCUCACACGUGCGGACGACACGUGUGCGUAGUUUCCGACGAGCGGGCGAGGUCGGAGUACGUGGAGAGAAUGGGCGAGGCGGGCGUAACGGCGGAGAUCGUGGUUGGGGAACCGGAGGAUGUGAUGGAGGGUUUGGUCGGCGUAGAUUUCUUGGUGGUUGAUUCUCGAAGGAAGGAUUUUACGCGUGUGCUGAGGCUUGCAAAGUUGAGUAACAAAGGUGCCGUGUUGCUCUGUAAGAACGCGAAUUCAAACUCCAAGGGUUUUAUAUGGCGGAGCCUCGUGGCGAAAGGUUCUUCGCGGCGUCUUGUUCGUUCGGCGUUUCUUCCUGUGGGGAAGGGACUUGACAUGGCACACGUGUCUGCCUCUGGAGGUAAUAAUAGCAGCUCGGGGCAUAGAUGGAUUAAGCAUGUUGAUCAACAUUCAGGGGACGUGCAUUUUAUUCGAAGAUGAAUUUAAUGAAUUUUGUUUUAUCCACCGCCAUAUUAACCUAUUUUUCUUCCCUUUUUGUAAAUACUACAGGAGUAUGUCUAUGGAUGUAGUAUAUAUAUCACAAAAUUAAAGGAUUAAUGUUAACUCGUCGUGUUACACGGUGAGAAGAAGUUAAACUCAAUAUUGUUUGUAUGUAUAUAUAUAAUUCAUUCUCUUGUAAAAUCCUUGUAUCACAAAUCAUUCAUUUCUUUAUUUAUUUAAUAAAGAUGUAUAAACAUUCCUUGUUCCU